This is a messenger RNA of Bacillus rossius redtenbacheri, 1122 nucleotides long. RefSeq lists its product as uncharacterized. The coding region runs from base 46 to 954 and encodes 302 amino acids. Lineage: Eukaryota; Metazoa; Arthropoda; Insecta; Phasmatodea; Bacillidae. The transcript is spliced from 6 exons. The record is from RefSeq and is a predicted model, not a curated record.
CUGCACGAACCAUCAAUCUCGGGUCAAGCGGUGCCGAGCCCCGCCAUGACGGCUCCGCAGGCCACGUGGAUGCAGGAGGUCGUGCUGGAGGACCUGUCGGGCCGCUACAUCUGCUCGGUGUCGGUGCCGAUGCGCUGCGACGAGGGCGGGGCGCCCCAGCUGGCGCCCCAGGCGGCGCGGUCCGUGCCCGACUGCCGCUCCGCGUGCUCCUCAGCACCUGUCGAAGGCCCCUCGUCGCACGGCACCAAGGUCACGUCCCAGUGCUCCAUCGACUUAUCUUGCCCGCCGCCCCCCGCGGCAUCAGUGGCGAGUCGCUCCGCCACAUCGGUCUGCGCGCCGCCGCCCUCCGCGGCGCCCGUCGCCUGUCGCUCUGCAUCCUCGGUCUGCGCGCCGCCGCCUUGCCCCGCCCCCUGCCCUCAGGAGAGCGUGGCUUCCAAGCAUGCGGCCAGGCUCCCAAAGAUGGUGAAAGACGUGGAGGAGAUGACAGCGAACGUGUCGAUGACUGCAAAUCAACUGCAACACGCCUACGACAGCUACCGAGACGACUUCCGGAGGCAGAUGCAGAGGUGCGACGCGGUCAUGAACCGCUUGAAGACCAUCGACUACACGUUGCGUCACCUAGGCGAGGUGGAGUACGACCCGAGGCCGGCGACUGAUCCCUCUCGGUGCAACCCGCUGCAGCAGUGGCGCACCACCAAGCCCACGAAGGUGGAGUACAGACAUGAAGAGCGCGACCUCUGGGGGCGCCCCUGUCCGGCCUACCCGCCGCCUCCCUCGCACCAGCUCGACGACGACGACGACGACGAGUGCGGAACAACGGACUACGUGCUGCCGCCCGAGAAGAAGCUCCCGCAAUUGGAGGAGAUACAUCCGACCGGACUCGACGCCGUGACCAUCCAGCGCAAGCCUCUGCUGGACCUCGCAUGCCGUCUCAAGAGCUGGCAGUGCAAGUAAUGAUGUGCCAUGAGAGACAGUAUGAUGACUGCACCACGACACCUGAUACUAGACCUGGCUGAAGAUCGUGCCCAGAACCCCAUGGACAUGAUUUUAUUCUAAAACUCAUGUGAGCUGCUGCCCGCUAAAUGCCUGAGUAAUAAUAUCAUUAAAAUGAUUUUCAUUAAA